This is a messenger RNA of Melitaea cinxia (Glanville fritillary), 4454 nucleotides long. RefSeq names its product protein suppressor of sable (gene su(sable)). Gene Ontology annotation, cellular component: nucleus. The coding region runs from base 246 to 3803 and encodes 1185 amino acids. The transcript has 2 exons. NCBI's taxonomy places the organism in Eukaryota, Metazoa, Arthropoda, Insecta, Lepidoptera, Nymphalidae. The record is from RefSeq and is a predicted model, not a curated record. Gene Ontology annotation, biological process: negative regulation of DNA-templated transcription. Gene Ontology annotation, molecular function: metal ion binding; RNA binding.
UAUCUUGCCGUUCUAGAAGGCUGACGUCAUUUAUAUCGCGGCGAGCGAGAGCGCAACGCACAUACAACUAGCAAGACAUUGUGAAAUGUGAACGGCCACCCACUGCUUGCAUAUCGCCUUGUACAACUAAUAAUUCACUUGAAAGUUGUGGCUUUAAACAGUUAGUCUAUUGACUUCUGCCAUACAUGUUGAAUCCAUUACUGCGCUAUUAAUUUUAUAAUUAGUGAUACUGGACAUUCAUUUCAAUGACAAUUGUUUCGACGAAUAUUAGUGCAAACAUAAAAAUGGCGGAUCCAGUAACAACAAAUCCAGAUGAUUUAGAAGAUGGCGAGAUUGAAAGUGAUGGGGAGGAGACAAAUGAAAUUACGAAUGAAAAUAAAAAAGAAGAGUCAGUGCCUGACGCUGAAGGUAAUAAAGAUCAAGAAAAAAUGGAGAAUCAAAAUUUUUAUCACUCAAAAUCAGGUAAGAAAAAGAAAUCCAAGUCGAACAAAAGUGAAAAAACAAAAGAUAAAAGUAAAAAGAGUCGUAAGUAUACAGAUUCUGUCGAGGAUGAUUUUGCUGGUAAUAUUGAGAAAGCUAUUAGAAAGGCCAUGAAUAAAGAUGAAGGAGGUGAAAAUCAAACUGAAGAGGAUGUUGAGGAAAGACGGAAGCGUAAAAAACGAAAGAAAUAUGACGGAAAAGAGGGUUCGAGCAAAAAACGCAAGAAACAAGAAUAUUCAGAUGAAAUGGACGAAAGUGAGAUGAUGUGUGUUAGGGGAGCUUCGCCUGUUCAGACCAAAUCCCCUGAUGAAAUGUACCAAGAUGAAGAACGAGAUUCGUAUGAUACUGAUAGCAGUCAAGAUUCUCGAGGUCAUCAAUCUCAUCGUCAGAGACAUAGGCCGCCUCAACGCGAAAGGAAUAAAAAUAAAAAUGAUAGAAGAAGAGGAGCACAUCCUAUGCAGGAUCCUGAUGGGGUUUGCUUAUAUUAUAUGCAAGGAAAAUGUCAUAAAGGCGAUGAUUGUAUUUAUUCUCAUGAUGCUCAACCGCCGAGAAAGAUGGAAUUAUGUAAAUUUUAUCUGAUGGACUGUUGUGCAAAAAGAGAUAAGUGUUUAUAUAUGCAUGCAGAUUUUCCAUGUAAAUAUUAUCAUACUGGGCUUCCUUGUAUAUAUAAAGACGAAUGUAAGUUCGCUCAUGGUAAACCACUAAACGAAAGUCUGAGAAAUAUAUUACUAAAACAUAUUGAAUCAGCCCCAAAAGAAAUAUUGGGAGAUUUUCCUAGACUAAAUAGAGAAGGAGCGCUGAAAAUGAUACAAACCACACAAUUGAAGUUAAUGCAACAAUAUUCAGAGAAUACUGAAAAUCAAGCAAGAAAUAUACCAUCUUUGUUUGAUUUAAAUAUACCCAAUCCACAAAAUAACUCAGAAAUUCAUAUGAAUCAAUUUAACAAUGAAAGAUCUGCAAAAAUAUCACCUAAAGUAAGACAGUCAAGGUGGCAAAACGAUAAUUCAAAUUUAAAUUCAUCUACUAGUGGUUCUGGGGGUAACACCAAUGUUUUAAGUAUUAAAAACUUAACUGGUGUGCUGACACCUCGACAAAUUUCUGACCUCACUAAAAUGGGUAUUGAAAAUCUAGACCAAUUAGGUCAAUUAACAGUAUUACAGUUAAAUAGUAUUGGAAUAUCUCUUAAACAAAUUACGGAAAUACAAUUAAACACUAUGAGCAUUCAAAAACUAGGUUUAAUUAAUAAUGUUGAACAACAGACACAGUUUGGAGGUCCUAAUACAAAAGAUUUGGACUUGCGUGUACCACCCGCAGCUCCUCCGUCUAGUACAUUAUCUAUUUCGUCAGAAUUACCUGGGCAAGAUAUUGAUAUGCGUUUUCAACCAAAUGUUGCCCUUGGUGUCAAUGAAGAUUCUUCAAACAAUAAGAUGUUUAAAAAAGAAACAAAUAGCAAAGAUAUGAUAGACAUUGAUCAAUACACUAAGGAUGCAUUAAAGUUUGCAACAAAAGAUAAAGAAAAUAUUGAUAUAUCUAAUGAGUCUCUAGAAAAUGAUAAAAAUAACCAAUUAAACGAAAUAAAAGACGUAGAUCACAGGGUUCUGCCUUUUUCAGAAGGUGAUUCAAGUAUUCGACGACCUAAUAUUGAAGGAAGCUUAAUUCACACUGAGGGUGACACAGACAUUAGAUUCUUGCAACCAGAACCAAUAUUUAAAAAUCCCGAAAAAAGUAAUCGACGAUCGACUACAGAUGACGAUGAAGAUAAUAAUUUGUUAAUUGAUGAAAAAUGGUAUUCAAGUGAUGAAGAAAAGGGAAAUAAAAAGAAGUCACCUAAUUUAUCACCUCAAAAAGGAUUGAUGUCUCCGCCACCUAAUGUACCUUCUGUUAUAGAAACAUCAGCUGUUUUAAGUAAACUUGGGGAUCUUUCAAAAAUCGAUAUUAGUGAAGAAGUUACAAAGUUAUUGAAUACGAUGAAAAAUAAUUUACAUGACACUAAAACAAGUACUUCUGAAAUUCCCGAACAAAACGUAUCAAGAGAUCCGCGAUCAAAGCGUUCCCCAUCUAAAACAAACGAAGUAAGCAAACCUGUUACCAAAAAACCGGCACGAGUGUCAAUUUACGAAUGUAUAGACGGCGAGCCAACAGAUGGUCGUAGAAGAACUGAUGUUGAUCUCCGACAGACUGACUAUAAAAUUCCAAAUUUCGGGGACAUAGAUUUAAGGCAGAACGUAAGUGGCGAUAUUGAUUUACGUUUAGGUUUACCCUUUAAACCAAUUCCUAAUUACACACCGGCAUCUGAAAUUAAUGGUUCCAUUAACAGCCAUCCACCAAUACCAUAUAAAUUAGUUUUAAUUCAUAUUCCCCGACCUGAUUACACUGACAUAAAAAAUAGUACUGCGAAAUCACAAGCACUGAGUGAUCCUAGACUAAGAAAAGUGUUUAGAUUGUCAGUUGAAGAGUCUACUAGUGAUAGUGAAAAGCCUUCUAAAGUUGUAAACACAGGGCCAAGAGUAGAUCCACGUAGAAAACCAAAAGAGUCAGUCGAAAACAUUAAUGAACAAAAGUCGAAUUCUUUAGAAUUGCAAACUAUUCUACAAAAUUCAAAUUGGUAUAAAGACCUGAGCUCUACGCAGAAAAUUUUUGUAAAUCAACAUUUGGCACCAGUUACUCAAAUGAUAAAACAUUAUCAACAAGAAAAAACACCUGGUAAAAAGUUUGAUCUAAGCUCUAUACAAGGCAAUACUGUUCUCUGUAAUAUUUUUACUAAUUUAGGAAUAUCAUUAGGAGAAAAUGGAGAGUUUGUUUAUUUGCCUAAGCCGAAAGAAGCUUUAUUAAAAACCCCUAUAAAUUUUAAUCAAAAUUCAAACCCAUUUGCUAUGAACAAUAACAUGCCAGGUGUCCCUAGCACUAUGGAAAGUAAUAUGAAUAUGAUGAACAUCCCACCAAUGGGAAUGGGAGGAAUGGGUGGUAUGAAUAAUAUGAACAAUAUGAAUAAUAUUAAUCAUAUGCAUGGUUUCAAUCAGUCUUUACCUGACCCUAGAGGUGGGCCCACACCCGGUCUCCUAGGUAUUGCACCAAAUAUACCUCACAAUUUUAAUAGUAAUAAAUUUGGAGGACCACACAAUUUCGGAAAUAUGGGGUAUAAUGGUCCUCCUGGCAAUGAAUUUAAUUAUAUGGAAGGUGAUCAAAAUUUCCAGCGAUUUCCAAACAGAGGAGGUCAUCGAGGUCGUGGUAAUGAUCGAUGGAAUCGCGGAGGUUCUGGAAGAGGUCAUAGAGAUAGAAAAAAUUUCAACGAAAGGGGAAAUUGGAAAAAUGAAAGGCAUUAAUUAAUUGUAAAUGUAAAUAAAUUAUGCAAGUAUCAUAUACCCUUCCACAUAUGACAGAAUGUGAUCAAGGUGAUAAUUAUUAUUAGUAACAUUAGACUUGUUAAGAUAGCUGUAGUCAUUUUUAUAAAUUAUUAUAUUAUAAUAUAAGAUUUACUGUACAAGGGUUUUAGUAAUGUAAAUAUUUAGUCUAUGAAGUAAAUCAAUUCAUUUUAAGUUUCUCGUUGUAAGAUUAAUAAUAUAUUAGUUAAUUAUGUUUAUUAAAAAUGAUUUUUAAGUUCAUUUUAAAAGUACUCAUUAUACGAGCCAAAUGUUUUAAGACUGAGUGCAGGUUUAUAAUUGAGUUUUUUUAACAAUAAUUUAUGUGUUAAUCCGUACCUAUCUAGAGCCAGAUUUCGCGAACAUGAAACAAAUUAUGAGAUAUUACUGUUAUCUCAAAGUUUGGCAAUAUUGUUUAAUUAUCAUUUUAGAUGACUUAAGUAUGUCCAGUAAUUCUAGUUAACUAAAAGCAAUAUACAUUACUACUACGAAUAUUGAAAAAAUUUUGUAAAGAAAAGCUAAUUAAAUAAUUAGAAGCCUUCCUUAUUUCUUUGUAAUGAUGAAGAUUUGUAUUUAUAAAAAUUCCACUGGACUUAAAUAAAUCUAUGUUUAUUA